This is a messenger RNA of Protopterus annectens (West African lungfish), 2257 nucleotides long. It is a transcript of the gene MBOAT1, whose product is annotated as membrane bound O-acyltransferase domain containing 1. Gene Ontology annotation, cellular component: membrane. The transcript has 14 exons. Gene Ontology annotation, molecular function: acyltransferase activity. Lineage: Eukaryota; Metazoa; Chordata; Ceratodontiformes; Protopteridae. Bases 276 to 1778 code for a protein of 500 amino acids. The record is from RefSeq and is a predicted model, not a curated record. Gene Ontology annotation, biological process: lipid modification.
CACAGAGGCGUGUCGUCCAUAGGCCUCAUAACGCUGCCACAAUGGUGUUGUUAUCCUUCGACCCUCAGCACAUAUUAUAGGAAGUUGUAGAGGAGAGUUUUGUAAUUUUAGGUAGUGAGUGACGUUCCCAGCCACUCCUUUAAUCUUUGAUGAAAUGUGUUUGGUACUGCGAAGGAGGGUUGUUCUCCGUUGUCUGUUGUUUAAUUUAUCCGUGCAUUAAGGCAGGGAGACUAGCCGCAGGAAGGUAAUGCAACGGUACACUUAGAAGAUGCAGAAUGGCACAACAGCACCCAAAGGUUCCGUUCAGAACUACUGGUUCCACCUUGUUACAUCCCAUCAGUGUUGCUGUCGGUUUACCCUUGGACCAGGUCAAUUUUGUUGCCUGCCAGCUAAUUGCACUAUUGGCUGCAUUUUGGUUUCGUCUUUACCUAAGCCCUAAUCAUACAAGUUUUACUGUUCGCCAUACUGUUGCAAUACUUUUGGGCAUCUACUUUGCAAUAUUUUGCUUUGGAUGGUAUUCCUUGCAUAUUUUUAUACUGGUAUUAUCAUGUUACUUCAUCUUGAACAAAGCCAGCAUCACAAACAUACACAGGUAUUCCUUCAUAGCAGCUGUUGGAUACCUCACACUGUGCCAGAUUAGUAGAGUCUAUAUAUUUGAUUACUGGCUGCUGUCUACAGAUUUUUCCGGUGGACUGUAUUGUCCAUUGAUGAUCAUUACACAGAAGGUCACAACUCUUGCCUUUCAAGUGCAUGAUGGUAUUGGAAAAAAGGUUGAAGACCUCACUGCGGAGCAGAAGCAGUUAGCUGUAAAGGAAAGGCCUUCUUUCCUGGAGUACCUUAGUUAUAACCUUAAUUUCCUCAGUAUCCUUGCUGGGCCAUGUAGUAAUUUCAAGGACUAUAUUGCUUUCAUUGAAGGAAGACAUGUGCAGAUGAAGCUUUUAGAAGUUAACUGGAAAUUGAAGGGGUACAGCAAACUUCCAGAACCUUCUCCAGUGGGAGCUAUAAUACGAAAACUGCUCCUCACACUUGUUUGUUUAGUUCUUUUCCUGACAUUUUCCAAGAAUUUUCCAUUCAUGUACUGUGUCGAUGAAAGAUUCAUGAAUGAAUUCAGCUUUUGGUCAAGAGUGACAUACAUCCACAUUUCUCUCCAGUUUUUAAAGCCAAAGUACUACAUUGCUUGGACACUAGCUGAUGUUGCCAAUAAUGCUGCAGGAUAUGGGUUCAGUGGUGUUGAUCAGAAUGGCAACUUUCACUGGGAUUUAAUUUCGAACAUAAAUGUAUGGAAGAUUGAGACUGCAACAAGUUUUAAAAUGUACAUCGAUAACUGGAACAUCCAAACAGCAGCUUGGCUUAAACGUGUUUGUUAUGACAGGGCCCCAAAAUAUCCAACGGCGUUAACAUUUAUUUUGUCUGCCGUGUGGCAUGGCGUAUAUCCCGGAUACUACUUUACAUUCAUCACUGCUAUCCCCAUUAUUUUAGCAGCAAGAGUGAUGAGGAACAAUUUCAGGCAUUGCUUCCUUUCCUCAGAGAAAAGAAAGGUCGUCUAUGACAUCAUAACUUGGAUCGUUACGCAAAUGGCAGUUUGCUAUACAGUUACACCUUUUGUAUUACUUGCAGUGGAUCCAACCAUCAAAUAUUAUAAGUCGAUGUAUUUUCAUUUUCACAUCUUAAGUAUACUAGUCCUUCUCCUUCUGCCAAGUAGACCAAGGAAGAGUAUUCAUCAAUAUUAUCAAAAUGAAGGUAUGAAGAACUUCAAUAACAAUAAGAAGGAACAAUGACUCCUCCAGAACUAAAAAUGUGUGCUGUUUAAGAACACGAGUCAUCAUUGGAGGCAAAAGCACUGCAUUCGAAUAAUUUCUUCAAACAAGGACUUUGUUGCUGGCAGCGUUAGUUUCAAAGGUGGCACACAGUAAAGAAUGUAAACUGUGUGAUCCCACUUUUGAUUUCUUAUGCCGUAGAUGUGUAUUAUUGUAAAACAUGUUGAAAUAUUUCAGCAUAGAAGUAUAAAUGCAUUUAUUUUAUUUGCGUAUUUUUAUAUAUUUACAUUAUGAGGAAAUGCACUUAAUAGGUAUUGAACAUUACAGGAAAUUAAUGAAUCACAUAAUUGUUCUGCUGGGCAACAAGUAUGUUGUAUUUCCUUUUUCAUAAUUGAAAAUUAUCCUAUUAUAUCUUCCUUCAUGCAGGGAAUUAAAAUACUUGAAGAUCAUUUUUGUAUAAAUUGCUGCAAACAAUAAAUAUUUUAUGGGAAUGUGUUGAA